This is a messenger RNA of Salvelinus sp. IW2-2015, 2071 nucleotides long. RefSeq names its product dual specificity protein phosphatase 19-like. The record is from RefSeq and is a predicted model, not a curated record. Gene Ontology annotation, biological process: regulation of MAP kinase activity; protein dephosphorylation. NCBI's taxonomy places the organism in Eukaryota, Metazoa, Chordata, Actinopteri, Salmoniformes, Salmonidae. Gene Ontology annotation, cellular component: cytoplasm. Gene Ontology annotation, molecular function: JUN kinase phosphatase activity.
AAAACCUGCCCAUCAACAYGCAGGAGUCCAUUUGAACCAGGAGCUAGGCACUGUGAACAUUACAUCCAAUGGAGUAGCCUAGACGGGUAGAGUGGCAGACCAAUCUAACACUGGAUUCUUUUUUUCUCCUUUGCUUUGUUUUGAGAAAACAAAGGUGAUGCAGUCUCUUGCCCAGGAAAUCAAGACAUUUUCCAAGACCAAUUUGAGAAAGCAAUGCACCCGCGUGACGACGUUGAGCGGCAGGAGGAUUAUUGAGACAUGGAAAGGGUCGACUAUACAUGUUGUAGAGGAUAAAACUCAGCCUCAGACAGCAUGCGGCUAUGUGCAGGACAACAGCUGGGACGUACAAGUUGGAGUUAUUAAACCUUAUUUACUAUUAGGCUCACAAGAUGCUGCACAUGACUUUGGCACUUUGAGAAAAUAUAAGGUGUCCCACAUUUUGAAUGUAGCCUAUGGUGUUGAAAACGCAUUUCCAGACCUGUUCAUUUAUAAAACACUGAGCAUUCUGGAUGUUCCUGAUACUGACAUAACAUCCUAUUUCCAAGAGUGCUCAAAAUUCAUAGACCAAGCAAAUGCAGAGAAAGGAGUUGUGUUGGUUCACUGCAAUUCUGGAGUCUCGAGGUCAGCCUCGGUCGUCAUUGGAUACCUGAUGUCCACGGAAGGAAAGCCUUUCAAUGAUGCGUUUACCUUGGUGAAAUCGGCUCGGCCAGCCACGUGUCCAAACCCAGGGUUUCUUGAACAGUUGAAAGGUUUCAAACUGAAAGGGGGCAUAGAAGCCAAUGGUGUGGGCUAUGCAUGAGCAACAACAGCAACACCUCCAGAGCCAGAGUAAUGCAUUUCAUCAUCAGCCACUGUUUCUCACAAGGAGGCCAUUCUGAUGUGUCCAAAAUUGUGCCCUAUUUUCCUAUACGGUAUAAUGCGCUGGGGACCUGGUCAAAAGUAGUGCAACAUAUAGGGAAUAAGGUGUCAUUUUGGAUCUUACUAAGACCCCUAAUACCCAAGGUACCCCAACAUCAUGUUGAGGUGUUCAUUAGACUUAAUUUUUUCAAAAGCCCUACAAAGGCCUAUCAAUAUACACUGUGGGUCCAGUGUUAUUCAAUAGUUAAACAUCUCUGUUAUCAAUUUCUAUAAACCACUGAGGGUGGUAUGAGGCCACAAUUUAAUAAAGGUAUAAAUAUACAAUUCUCAACUUUAUGAACCAUGUCUGUGCAACAAUUCUUAAGUUCAUUUUGAGUCUUUCCUUUUUUGUACCAAAACGUGUGAGGUGAAAGUUCGAGAAAACCGACUAAACUGUAUUAUUUAAUAUMGUUUUAAUUUUAUUAACUUAAAUCUUGGUUUAAGAAAUAUUAUGGACAUCUUCUUACUUUGUCUUAACAUAUUAUUUAUUGUAUGUUGGGAUGUUAUCUAUGGCAAGGGAUUUCAGAAACUUUCCUUGCCCAGGGUCCCCCACCCAUGCAAACCGACAACCCCGGGACCCCCAUCAUUUGUUAGCAAAAGUAAAAUAAUGUAUUGUCUUAUCUUAUCAUCAGGUGAAUGAUAAUUGAAAGUAUAAGUAAUCAAUUUUAAAUGAAUAGAUUUGGUAGACUGUUUAAUUAUUUUGACCUCCCUACAGUUCAUUGGAAGUGUAAACUCGACUCAACUUGCUGUUGUGAAGCAAAUUUUCAGCAAUUCUACAUAUUUUUCCAUUGAGUUGAGAGAACAUUUAGCAGAUUUUAAGCUAAUUUCCAGCAAUUCUAUGCAUUUUGCCGUGGCUACCGCUGUAUGCUUCUGCUCAAACAUUAUUAAACCAAUGUGCAUGUGCCCUGGAAUUUUCGAUUCUCCCUGACUGUCUAGCUUUUAUUUGAUUGUUAGUUCUAAAAGAUGCUACUACUUAAAACUAUACAUAGUUCAAUAUCUUUUCUGCAUGCUUUCUAUCUGGUUUUGGUAGUUUAAAUUGACACUGAAACUGUUUUUCCAUCCCGAAACGGCGGCCUAAGAAUUUUCUAUACAGAAAAUAACCUGGUAAUUAGCAUCAUAUUAAAGGGAUAGUUCGAGAUUUUGGCAAUGAAGCCAUUUAUCUACUUCCCCAGAG